AUGGAAGCUUUCUACAACCAUAGCAAAUCUCAACUCAAUGAUACCUUCUACAAUGUCACCUCCUCUUCAUAUGAAAGUGGCACCAUGUCUACAGUGAUCGAUAGGUUGUGUGGGAGGUAUACUCUUUGGGAAAUAUUCUCACCUACGAUUGCAUGCAUUGUGAUCUUUGUAGGUUUUCCACUGACCUUGCUGGCCAUCUAUUCUCUGUAUUCACAGGUGCAAAACGACCAUGUUGCACCGAUCUUUGUCAUCAACCUUCUGAUCUCUGACCUCAUCCAGAUCUGCUGCUUGAUGGUCUGGGUGGUGCUCUGGUUUACAUUCUGGGAAUCUAGUAUGGUCUACUGUGUCUCUUCAUUAAUAUACUAUGGUGCUGUGUUGGCCAGUGCUGGUUUCAUGGUGUGUAUCGCCGUGGAAAGGUAUUUGGUCGUCGCCUGGCCUCUGUGGUACCGCUUCAGACGAAGCAUCAAGUUUUCUGUGAUGGUCUCCAUAAUUGUCUGGGUCUUCUGUUUCACUGAGUUCAUCAUAUCAUAUUUUAAGCCCAUUUUCCGUCCCAUCAUCCUCCUCCUCCCCUUCCCCCUGCUCGUCUUCUCCCUGGCUGGGACCCUGAAAGCCCUGUGUACCAUCAUUUCUAUCCCUCCUAAAGAAAAACGGCAGAUUGUAGGAACUUUAGUCCUGGUGCUGCUCAACUACAUACUGCUGUUUUUGCCCUGGGUCACUUUUAUCCUGAUAGACUGCUGUUCUGAAAAUUAUGAUAUUUUUUAUGAUGAUUCAUAUGACUUUUUAUGGUAUCUUGCAGAGUUUGUUCAGUUCAGUCCACUUGCAGACUUGAUUUUGUAUGUUUUAAUAAGGAAAGGGGCCACAGAGAAGCUGCUAAUCUCCAUGUGUUGUUGCAGGAUGUUAAGAGAUGAAGAACAGGUCCAAGUAGCCACCAUAAAUGAAUAGCCAUGGAGGAAGUCUGUUCUGUGUAGAAAGAACAGCAUAACAACAAAUAGUUGCACCAAUCUACUUCUAGAAAUCAUGUUUAUAUACAACUGAUUUGCCAUAUCAAAGACAUUUUGAAAGAAACGUAGCUGCAACUGGAUUACAUUUUCUAUUGAAGUGAUAAUGAAAUGUCAAAUGUUGCUAAAUUACAUAUUUGGUAAGUCGUAAAUAUGUUGAUGCUGACAACACAUCAGUUAAAUGUUCAUAGACAACGUUUUCCAGUAAAACAUCUGAUCUUGCAGAAGAAUAUUCACUUCAGAAUUAUUGAUCACUUUUGUUUUAUGUUUAGACUCUCACUGCACAGGUUGGGUUGUAGAAUAAUUGUGGUCUGGUUUAAGGUCACAGUAACUUUUAAACACACCACGUUUAUUUAAAUUUAGCUAAACCCAGGAACUUUCCCUACCCUUAACAAAAGUACUUUUGUUACGUAAACUGCAGACAUGACUGUGGAUGUGAACCCUGCUCUCUGGUGAACUUUCUACAUGUGCCAUCCUCCUAAACCAUCUCCUGGUGACUUUGCUUAAUAAAUGUAGCACUUUAUUCAUUCUAAAAUGAAAACUUUCUAUAAGACUGGGUUGUUUACUCCUUUCACUGUGUCCUGUUGUUGUGUGUAAAAACUACUCACAUGAGCAGAAUAAAAGUAGAUCACAGCUGCUCAUGGACAUAUGUAAAAAGGCAAUUUAUUAACUGACUUCUUUAUAAAAACAAUAUGAGUUUGUUUGGUUUCACUUUUAAAUACAUCAAAUACCUUUACAUUAUUAUUUUACGAUAUAUAAAUAAACCUGUUUAUCAUUUGAUCACUUAAAUAUCUGUUUGCCUCAGUAUUUUUAAUGCCAACUAACGCUCGAACAUCCCAUUUUGAUUUACUGGAUUUACCUUAUUUUUGUGCUCUACAUAUAGAUAAUGUUGUAAUAACUACCUGGAUAAAUUAUACAGCCUUUCAUUAAAA
This is a messenger RNA of Lates calcarifer (barramundi perch), 1930 nucleotides long. Its product is annotated as G-protein coupled receptor 4-like. Gene Ontology annotation, molecular function: G protein-coupled receptor activity. The transcript is spliced from 3 exons. The record is from RefSeq and is a predicted model, not a curated record. Gene Ontology annotation, cellular component: membrane. Gene Ontology annotation, biological process: G protein-coupled receptor signaling pathway. NCBI's taxonomy places the organism in Eukaryota, Metazoa, Chordata, Actinopteri, Centropomidae. Bases 1 to 942 code for a protein of 313 amino acids.